Messenger RNA from Poecilia reticulata (guppy), 706 nucleotides. RefSeq lists its product as uncharacterized. NCBI's taxonomy places the organism in Eukaryota, Metazoa, Chordata, Actinopteri, Cyprinodontiformes, Poeciliidae. The record is from RefSeq and is a predicted model, not a curated record.
AACACAGGCAAUAAUAAUAAUAAAAAAAAAUGGGUCCAUCGUGGCGCAGUGCGAUACUAGACAGAAUAGAUCAGGAGAGGAACACAGCAGACCCUGAUAUGCACCGCCACCUGCUGGACAGCCGGUGGUACUUCAGUGACUUCGCCUCGGGUUGUUUUUCCUUCCAACUGAAAGCGAAAGUUUUCAGUCAGAAAGGCAGAAAAAGGACGAUCGGAAAACUCAACGGAAACAUGGUGAAGGUUUACUCGCAUGUUGUUGGAAACACCUUAGACUCUCAUCGCACAAUAGAAAAAAAACUCAAGAAAAGAGGCGCAAAACUGCAAGGCAGCCCUGAUCUGAGUGAUUACACAAUCGUCUUCUGUCCGAUCGUCAGUCGUUUUGAGACGGACAUCCAGUCAGCGCUGUCCACCGUCUCAGGAAGCCGGAAUGUGAUUCUGGUGGCGAUGCAUCACACUUACGACCCGAACUACACCUUACCAGACAAAAGGAGCUUCGACAACACGGCAGUGAAGCUCCUGGUGGAGUUUCUGUUUUUCGAGAAGAAGGGACUUCUGAAAUGUCCGCGCAACUCAAAGGCGAAGAAGGCAAUCUGGAAAGAGCUGGGGAUUUCAAACCUAAUGAAAAGGAAUAAAUCCUCGUGAGAAACUCCUGAAGCUGCAGCUGAUGUUAUUUCUUUGUAUCAAAAAUAAAAGUUUGUGAUUUUAAA